AGAGCCGUGUAUAAAACCAUGUUCCUUCGCAUUGUUGAGGCACAGUUUGCAAACAGUCCUGGUUGAGUACCACCAAGGAGGUUUCAAAGCACUCAAUAGCUCCCCGUCCAGUGUUCUAAGAACCGAUAGAAAUUUUCCAAAAUGAAAACCUUCAUCGUAGGAUCCGUUCUGCUCUUGGCCACGGCCGCUUCCGCCUCCUACUGGCACUACGUUCCGGCCGAUACGCCCGAAGUUGCCCACGCUAAGGCCGAACAUCUGGCCGCACACCAGGCCGCCCGUGGAUACGUCGGUGCCGGACCAAUUGAUACGCCCGAAGUUCAGCACGCCAAGGCCCAGCACUUUGCCGCUCAUGCCGCUGCCCGUGCCGGACAUCAUCUGCCCCAGCCAGCUCCGGCUUGGCAUGGUGCCCCAGCUACCGCCCACGCUUGGCAUGGAGCCGGUGCAUGGCACGGACCUCAGCACAUUCCAGUGAUCCACAAUGGAGUCCCGGUUGAAACCCCGGAAGUUCAGCAUGCCAAGGCCGCUCAUCUGGCUGCUCUCCAUGCCGCCGGUUCCGGAUCGCACUGGGCCCCUGCCGGACACGAAGAUGAUGGUUCCUACAAACCACAGUGGGAUGCUCACAACUACCAACAGCCAGCACCUCCGAUUCAAAGACAGGAAAUAAAAGAAGAUGGAUUUACGACAGUAAUUCGAAAACCGAAUGAACUAAUCAAAGCAACCAACAAUCUUCAAGGCAGCAACAGUGAUAAAAGUUUGGAUGAAUGUGACAAUCAACGAAGCGGAGUGAACGAUCAUCAGGCGCUACCAGUGCAUUGCAUAAUGAAAGCCUUCGUGUUAGGAUCGGUGCUGCUGCUGUUGGCCGCAACCUGUUCCGGUGGUUACCUGGGUCAUCAUGACGUAUCGUCUCAGUAUCAGGCUCACGAUGGCAUCGGUGGCUACUCGUACGGUUAUGCUGACUCCAAUUCGCAAAAGCACGAAACUAAGGAUGCUCACGGAGUGACCCACGGAGGUUACUCCUACAUCGAUGGUGAUGGUCACGUCCAGAGUGUGAAGUACACGGCUGAUCCGAUCCACGGUUUCCACGUCACUGGAACUAAUCUACCGAAGGGACCAGCUCCAGGUCCGGUGCAUGACCACGCAGCCUAUGGUCACCACUACGCUGCUCCGUGGGCCUACUAUCCACACGCUGUUAUUGGACACGACGGAAUUCCGUUGGAAACCCCGGAGGUUCAAGCUGCCAAGGCUGCUCACUUCGCCGCUCACGCUGAAGCCAAAUCUAGACUGCACAAGCGCUCUAUCUACGCUGCUCCAUGGAGUCAUGGUCCUGUUGACACCCCGGAGGUAGCUGCCGCCAAAUCCGCCCACCUUGCUGCCCAUGCCGCCGUCAAAUCCGGUCACGGUCCGAUCGCCCAAGCUUCCAACCAUUGGGAUCAUCAUGAACCGGCCCAGAAACCAUGGCAUGGACCCAUCCACAUCCCGGUAAUCCACAAGGGAGUACCCGUUGAAACUCCGGAAGUUCAGCACGCCAAGGCUGCCCACGCGGCUGCCUACGCCAAGGUGCACGGCUAUGGUCCAGCAAUCCACGAAAACCAGAUCCAUGAACAGCAACACCACGCUCCAUCGUACGGUGCCUGGCAUGGACCCCAGCACAUCCCCGUGAUUCAUAAUGGAGUCCCGGUGGAAACGCCCGAAGUACAACACGCCAAGGCCGCCCAUCUGCAUGCUCUGGCCAGUGCUGGAGCUGGUGCUCACUCCGGAGGAUCGUGGGAAGCGCAAGGCAAGGUCGAUGAUGGCUCCUACGAUCCCAAGUGGGAGGCCGAGAGCUACUCGUAAUCAUCGUGGCAGCCACAAUACUCCAGCCCUCAAAUGCCAAACCCCAUACCUAGAAACUAGCAAGAAAUACUCGUCAUACUGACCGCCACCCUCUUAGACAAUUUGUUGCAUAGCUGCACGAACUUACUAUUGAGUGCCUGACUGGAACUGGACACGGAAACAAACUGCCACACGACAAACUGGAAGAGUGGUCCCUUCGGAGAGGGACUAGCUUCCGGAAUACGCCGAACGACCGUCUGGAAUAUGUGUCUACGAAGCUGGCUGGCAAACAACAGUCUCCCUCUGUCGCUAUCAACAUGUAGUGUGUAAAUACCUCUAGCCUUGUGUAAUUUUAUAUUGUUGUAUUGAUACAAAGCAUUACUGAAAAAGUAGAACCAGAA
Topomyia yanbarensis is the source of this 2213-nucleotide messenger RNA. RefSeq lists its product as uncharacterized. The transcript is spliced from 5 exons. NCBI's taxonomy places the organism in Eukaryota, Metazoa, Arthropoda, Insecta, Diptera, Culicidae. The record is from RefSeq and is a predicted model, not a curated record. The coding region runs from base 142 to 1833 and encodes 563 amino acids. Gene Ontology annotation, cellular component: chitin-based extracellular matrix. Gene Ontology annotation, molecular function: structural constituent of chitin-based larval cuticle.